UCCUUCGGCGACGGGAGCGGAGGGAGCGGGAGCGGCGGCGGCGGCGCGAUGAACCUGGAGCUGCUCGAGUCCUUCGGCCAGAACUACCCCGAGGAGGCUGACGGGACCCUGGACUGUAUCAGCAUGGCUCUGACGUGCACCUUCAACCGCUGGGGCACGCUGCUGGCCGUGGGCUGCAACGACGGGCGCAUCGUCAUCUGGGACUUCCUGACGCGCGGCAUCGCCAAGAUCAUCAGCGCCCACAUCCACCCCGUGUGCUCCCUCUGCUGGAGCCGCGAUGGGCACAAGCUGGUCAGCGCCUCCACCGACAACAUCGUGUCGCAGUGGGACGUGCUGUCCGGGGACUGUGACCAGAGGUUCCGCUUCCCCUCGCCCAUCCUCAAGGUCCAGUACCACCCCCGGGACCAGAACAGGGUGCUGGUGUGCCCCAUGAAGUCGGCCCCGGUGAUGCUGACCCUGUCUGACUCCAAGCACGUGGUGCUGCCCGUGGACGACGACUCCGACCUCAACGUGGUGGCCUCGUUCGACCGCCGCGGGGAGUACAUCUACACUGGCAAUGCCAAGGGCAAGAUCUUGGUCUUAAAAACAGACACUCAGGAUCUUGUUGCUUCCUUCAGAGUGACCACAGGGACCAGCAACACCACGGCCAUUAAAUCCAUCGAGUUCGCCCGCAAAGGGAGCUGUUUCCUGAUCAACACGGCCGACCGCAUCAUCCGCGUGUACGACGGGCGGGAGAUCCUGACCUGCGGCCGCGACGGGGAACCCGAGCCCAUGCAGAAACUGCAGGACCUGGUCAACAGGACCCCCUGGAAGAAGUGCUGCUUCUCGGGGGACGGCGAGUACAUCGUGGCGGGCUCGGCGCGGCAGCACGCGCUCUACAUCUGGGAGAAGAGCAUCGGCAACCUGGUGAAGAUCCUGCACGGGACCCGCGGAGAGCUGCUCCUGGACGUGGCAUGGCACCCGGUGCGGCCGAUCAUCGCCUCCAUCUCCAGCGGGGUGGUUUCCAUCUGGGCUCAGAACCAAGUGGAAAACUGGAGUGCUUUUGCCCCUGAUUUCAAGGAGCUGGAUGAAAAUGUGGAAUAUGAGGAGAGGGAAUCAGAAUUUGAUAUUGAGGACGAGGAUAAGAGCGAGCCAGAGCAGACAGGUGCAGAUGCUGCAGAGGAUGAGGAGGUGGAUGUGACCAGCGUGGAUCCCAUCGCCGCCUUCUGCAGCAGCGACGAGGAGCUGGAGGACGCGCGGGCGCUGCUGUACCUGCCCAUCGCCCCCGAGGUGGAGGACCCCGAGGAGAACCCGUACGGGCCCCCGCCCGAGGCCGUGCCCGGGGCGCUGCCCGACGACGCCCUGGGCCCCGACAAGAAGCGGCCCGGCUCCUCGGACGGGCCCCAGAACCCCAAGAAAAAACCCAAAACCACCAACAUCGAGCUGCAGGGAGUCCCCAAUGACGAGGUGCACCCGCUGCUGGGCGUGAAGGGCGACGGUAAAUCCAAGAAGAAGCAGGCGGGCAGGCCCAAAGGAUCAAAAGGUAAAGACAAAGAUUCUCCAUUUAAACCGAAACUCUACAAAGGGGACAGAGGUGCUUUACCUCUGGAAGGAGCAGCCAAGGGUAAAGUGCAGGCGGAGCUGGGCCAGCCCCUGACAGCAGGUGGUGCAAUCUCAGAGUUGCUAUGAAGACUCUCCCCUCCCUCCCUGUCUCCUUUCCUCCCUUGGCUCCCCAGUGGUGGAAAGUGCUGGAAUUCCCAGGCAGGACUGGCACAGACUGAAUUCCAAGGAUUUCAGGGAGUGAUUUGGGGCAGGAGUGACUCUGCAAGAGGGAGCAGCUCCAUCCGUGGAUCAGGCUGGGAACUGAGCUCCAGCCUGGGAUUUUUGGGGACAAAUCCCUGUCCCAAAGUGACCUGAGCCCCUUCCCUGCCGCUCCAGAGCCUCUCCACCUUUUAUCUCCCAAAAUCUCUCAGCAUUCCUGGACGGAAGAACAGCCCAGAGUGUGAGUUUGGAUUUCUGACUGUCUCCUGCCUCCUUUUCCAGCUGGGAACUCCCAACUCUCUGAGCCUGGCUUUUCCCAGGGCACAGCUGCUGAUCCCAGCCCAGAUUUUCAGGAAUUUGCAAUUCCUGAGGCCCAGAGUGUGAGUUUGGAUUCCUGACUGUCUCCUGCCUCCUUUUCCAGCUGGGAACUCCCAACUCUCUGAGCCUGGCUUUUCCCAGGGCACAGCUGCUGAUCCCAGCCCAGAUUUUCAGGAAUUUGCAAUUCCUGAGGCCCCUCUGGAAUCUGCCUUGGUUUUGUGUUUGUUUUUCCCAUUCUGCCAGUGGCAGAAGGGGCAGCUUUAGAUAAAAAAAAAGUCAUUUUCCAAUGUUUUUUUUUUCCCAGCCUGUGAUUCCCAAAGCUCUGCUGGAGUUUCUUCCUGUCCUUUCCAAUGGUUUUGUUCUUUCUCUUCCCUGGGAAUUUCUCCUCCAGGAAUAUCCAGGCUCCUCCUUGGUAAACAAAAAACAAUUUUUUUUUUUUUGUCAGAACUGAAGAAGAACUUUUCCAAAGGGUUUCUGUUUUCCCAUUUCUGGGUUAAAACAGAAUCUGGGAGAUCAUUCCCAACUUUUAUUCCUUCAGGAAUUCCUGUAGGAAUGGGAAUGGCAUUUCCCUGUCCAGCACUCACAGCCUGGCUCUUAUCCCACACCAACAUCCUGAUCAAAGGAAAUUUCAUUCCUAAAUCCCUUUUUUUUCCUCCAGACUUUGGAGUUUCAUUGCUCUCAGUGUUCCCCCAGGUGGAAUUAUUGGGAUUAUCAGGAGCUAUUUAAAUUUCCUGCAGACAUGAAAAGCAGGAAGGGAGCUGGAGAAAUGACAGAUUUGCAGCCAGAACUGUGCAGGUGUAAAAAUGAGGAGAAAGAAAACAUUUGGAAAUCAGAGGUUUUGAAAUUUUUCAAAACUUGACUUGAUGUUUUCAUUCCCACCUUUGGGGGCAUUUGGGGAAAUUUAUGACCACGAGUGUAAAAUUCCUUUUUUUUUUUUUGUUCUUUUUGCUUGUGGGGUGACUGCUGUGCCAAACCCACCCUGGCUGCUGGGCCUGACCCCCAAAUUAAAAAGCCCAGGCCGAGGUUCUGCAGGUUGGGUUAAAGCAUUGAAUGCCCCCAAACUCAGCUUCCCCUCUGUACAGUGUAAAUGCCUUUGUUUAUUCCCACCCUUCUUUUAUUUCCUGCUUUAUUCCCAUCUUUAUUUCCUGCUCUGUUCCCAUCUUUAUUUUAUUUCCUUCCUUCUUUUAUUUCCUGGUUUAUUCCCAUCUUUAUUGUAUUUCCUGGUUUAUUCCCAUCCUUAUUUUAUUUCCCAGUUUGUUUCCAUCCUUAUUUUCUGUCCUGAUUAUUUCCCAUCUUUAUUUUAUUUCCUGUUUGUUCUCAUUUUUUUUCCCUGGUUAUUCCCAUCCUUAUUUUAUUUUAUUUCCUGCCUUAUUCCCAUCUCUGUUUUAUUUCUCACUUUGUUCCCAUCUUUAUUUUAUUUCCUGCUUUAUUCCCAUCCUUAUUUUAUUUCCUGCUGUAUUCCCAUCCUUAUCUUCUUCCCUGGUUUAUUCCCAUCCUUAUUUUAUUUCCUGCUUUAUUCCCACCCUUAUUUUAUUUCCUGCUUUGUUCCCAUCCUUAUUUUAUUGUAUUUCCUGCUUUAUUCCCAUCCUUGUUUUAUUUCCUGUUUAUUCCCAUCCUUAUUUUAUUUUAUUUUAUUUCCUGAUUUAUUCCCACCCUUAUUUUAUUCCCUGGUUUUGUACAAUAUUGGAGCAGCUCCUGCAGCGGUGGUGGUUCUGUGUUUGUAAAUAAAGAGGUACCUUCCAUUUCCUAAAA
This is a messenger RNA of Melospiza melodia melodia, 3810 nucleotides long. It is a transcript of the gene RBBP5, whose product is annotated as RB binding protein 5, histone lysine methyltransferase complex subunit. NCBI's taxonomy places the organism in Eukaryota, Metazoa, Chordata, Aves, Passeriformes, Passerellidae. Gene Ontology annotation, cellular component: Set1C/COMPASS complex. The transcript is spliced from 14 exons. The record is from RefSeq and is a predicted model, not a curated record. Gene Ontology annotation, molecular function: protein binding. Bases 49 to 1668 code for a protein of 539 amino acids.